AUGAAGCUAUUGUUGGUGGUCAUUGUUUUCGCGGAUUUAGUCCUGAGCAUCAGCUCCUUGAACCAAAAUGAAUUACAGAACAUUAAAUAUGAGAAUUAUGAACAAGAACCUUCUUCUUCUUCUUUUGAAGAAGAAGUGGUAGGUGCAGAUGAGGUGGAGGGAAGGUCUUUAAGGCAAAAGAAGCAAACGCUGCGUUUGACUUGCAAGACUUUCCCAAGGAUAUGCAGAUUCAAGGGCAGUCCUGGGCCAAACUGCUGCAAAAAGAAGUGUGCGAAUGUGUUGAAAGAUAGGUCUAACUGUGGAAGAUGUGGAAAGAAAUGCAAGUUCAAUGAGAUUUGCUGCAAUGGCAAAUGUGUCAACCCCUCAUUCAACAGGAGGCAUUGUGGUGGUUGCAACAACAGCUGCGGCAAUGGCAGCCUUUGUGCUUUUGGCCUUUGCAAUUAUGCUUAA
This is a messenger RNA of Ziziphus jujuba (common jujube), 450 nucleotides long. RefSeq names its product stigma-specific STIG1-like protein 1. NCBI's taxonomy places the organism in Eukaryota, Viridiplantae, Streptophyta, Magnoliopsida, Rosales, Rhamnaceae. Bases 1 to 450 code for a protein of 149 amino acids. The transcript has a single exon. The record is from RefSeq and is a predicted model, not a curated record.